Talaromyces atroroseus is the source of this 1854-nucleotide messenger RNA. RefSeq lists its product as hypothetical. Gene Ontology annotation, biological process: transmembrane transport; basic amino acid transport. The record is from RefSeq and is a predicted model, not a curated record. The transcript has 8 exons. Bases 1 to 1854 code for a protein of 617 amino acids. NCBI's taxonomy places the organism in Eukaryota, Fungi, Ascomycota, Eurotiomycetes, Eurotiales, Trichocomaceae. Gene Ontology annotation, cellular component: fungal-type vacuole membrane. Gene Ontology annotation, molecular function: basic amino acid transmembrane transporter activity.
AUGAUCAGAUUCCUCAAAAAGAAGUAUGAUCAAACACAUCGUCAACUACCCCCGGAGACAAUUACUCGGGAAAAUGAGGAGAAAAAGCAGUCAUGUCCUCAUCUUCAGCAACAGCAAGGCUCUGAAAUUACUACUGCUGAAACUACAGAAUGUCAAUUUUGUAAACAGGAAAAACGUCAUGCUCUCAUCUACCGACUAAAAUUGAUGGCCGGUCUGCUGCUACCUUUUACUCUUGCGUCGCUGGAUUUGACGAUUGUGGCUUCGUCGACGCCGUUUAUUGCUUCGUAUUUUGAUAAACUCGACCAACUAGACUGGAUCGUGACCGCCUACACAUUGACAUCUACCACAUUCAUCCCGACCUUCGGCCAGCUAGCUGACGUAUUCGGUCGUCAUGCGGCCCUGCAAUUGUCAAUGGGACUGAUGGUUGUUGGGAGCACAUUAGCUGCUGCCGCGCAGACAUGGGGAAUGCUUCUGCUCGGACGAGCUCUACAGGGAACAAGCGCAGCGGGAAUUAUGAAUAUUAUUGUUAUUGUGCUUGCCGACAAGGUCUCGCUGGAAGAAAAUGCGAAGAAUAAUACGGUUUUCACCUUGGUGGCGGGCAUUAGUUAUUCGGUUGGGCCUGUUGUUGGGGGGUAUUUGACAAAUGCUAGCUGGAGAUAUGUCUUCGUGAUUUCGAUUCCGAUUGCCUUUGUCUCUCAUUUCAUCAUCUACUUCCUCCUCUACGAUGAGCUCGUAGAAGGAACCCAUCUCAAACGCGGCGCCAAAUGGUCUUGGUCAACGUUCGCUCAGGGUCUAGCAACAAUCGACCUCGGCGGCAGCGUGCUCUUCAUAUUCGGCAUCGGACUCAUAAUCCUAGGCACGACAUGGGGCGGAUCCACAUAUUCAUGGACAUCGGCCGCAGUGCUCGCGCCUAUCAUCGUCGGGGGAGUUUGUUUUGUGCUGUUUUUUGUGUAUGAAUAUCUUCUUGAACCGGGGAAUUUGUUGUCGAAUGCUUUCCCCAGACAGGUCGCCAUGGUUCCUUUUGCCAUGUAUGCUGUGUUCUAUUACAUCAGUGUCUACUUCAUUGUGGCUGAAGGUUACUCUGCGUCCCAGUCCGGUGUUAAUCUUCUAUAUUAUAUUCCUGGAAUGGGAGCCGGCGCAUAUAUCGCCAUGUUCAUGUGCAACGCAUGGCCAGCGCAGACAUUCUUUACCUUGCUCGCAGGCACGAUUCAGGAAACAGUCGGCCUCGCAGUCCUCACUUGGGCAAUGCACUCCGGAAACAACAGCGUUAUCAAAGGCGUCAUGGUCCUCGCUGGAGCCGGCACGGCCUGUCGAUUUAUGCCCAUGACGCUGCACGUAGCAGGCAUCUGGCCCAAAAAUAUUGCACCGGCCAUGUCUCUCAUGCGAUUUGCGCAGCCGUUUGGUGGGACAUUGGCAUUGACAAUUAUGGGUUCCGUAUUCAAUAAUAAGUUCGCUUUUGACGACAGUAGCAGCAACAGCGGACUGAGCAGCAUCAAUGUUCAUGAUACGAGCAGUCUCGAUAGUAUAAGCAGUUUACCGGAGAAUAUUCAACAGAUUGUCCGCACCACUGGGAAGAAUGCUGCUAUGUGGGCAUUCAUCGCCAUUUUGCCCAUCAUGGGCAUCAGUCUGGUGGCCAGCUUGUUUCUAGGCAAUGUUUGGAUUAAGCCAAAGAGGAAGAUAGAACAACUCCCACCGGGAACGAGUGAGGUUAUCUAUGUUCCAUAUUUAUAUGCUAUUCUAAGGGGAAAUCUCGACUCGUACAAGCGUAUAUCAAAGCCACUUGCGACGCAGGAGAAGUUGCAGCACACUCAAAGAGCAUCGGGGGCGUCUGAUAUUGAGCUUCUACCAAGGUAG